AUGGCCUUGCCGAAGCGCAUCAUCAAAGAGACCGAACGGCUUAUGGCCGAGCCCGUUCCUGGAAUUAACGCUGUGCCCCACGAAGACAACCUGCGUUAUUUUGAUGUCUCCAUCCACGGUCCUGCGCAGUCGCCUUACGAGGGUGGUAUCUUUCGCCUGGAACUGUUCCUCCCCGAUGACUACCCUAUGACUCCUCCCAAGAUUCGCUUCCUUACAAAGAUCUAUCAUCCCAAUAUUGAUCGUCUUGGCCGUAUCUGUUUGGAUGUUUUGAAGAACAACUGGUCUCCUGCCCUCCAGAUCCGUACCAUUCUUCUCUCCAUCCAGGCUCUCCUCGGUGCCCCGAAUCCUGACGACCCACUUGCCAACGAUGUCGCCCAGCGUUGGAAGGAUGAUGAGCCCGCGGCUAUCCAGACUGCUAAGGAGUGGACCCGAACACAUGCCAUGACUUGA
Molecule: messenger RNA, 450 nt
Organism: Penicillium malachiteum
Lineage: Eukaryota; Fungi; Ascomycota; Eurotiomycetes; Eurotiales; Aspergillaceae
Product: E2 ubiquitin-conjugating protein UBC13
Exons: 4
Coding region: 1-450 (149 amino acids)
Biological process (GO): DNA damage tolerance; protein K63-linked ubiquitination
Cellular component (GO): nucleus
Molecular function (GO): ubiquitin conjugating enzyme activity
Source: RefSeq, a predicted model, not a curated record